Molecule: messenger RNA, 807 nt
Organism: Poecilia reticulata (guppy)
Lineage: Eukaryota; Metazoa; Chordata; Actinopteri; Cyprinodontiformes; Poeciliidae
Source: RefSeq, a predicted model, not a curated record
CCGCAUUUAAAAUUAAAAUAUGCUUUGACACGUAAUUUAACUGUAAAAUCACUAGUUUCCGAUUGUCACUGGCGUCUAUAGAGGUGUGGCAAGGAAACUGUGAACACACACGAGGGAUAUCCUAUAGCUGCUGUGACGCCACCCUUGAAACCUGGCGUUCAAGCUGUGGCUCCUCCAGCCUAAUACGGUGCAUCCCGUUUUCUGGGGAUCCUCUCAUGGCUCCAUACAAGUGAACCCAGAGGGAUUUCACAUGCAGUAAUCCGGACCACAGGGAUGACUGAGCGAAUCCCGGCGGUUCUGUUUCAGUAAGAGACGCAGUCACGCAGCUGUCCUCCUCCAGGGACGACAUGAUGUCUGCAGUAGAGACCGGCUUGUACCAACCCGCUCAGCUGCUCAGCUGGGUGUACAUGUCCUUGCAGGACGCCCCGGGCAGCGCUUUCGACGGCGUUAAGGUCGAGUCGGACUCCUCCACUCGGGACGGGACGGAGCGCAUCGCGGCUGAUCUGAGCUCCAACUAUCUCAGCAACUUCUUCCAUCUGAACACUGAGGCUUUGACUAAAAGUUUCUACAAAGGCUCCUCUCCAUAYGGAUCCUUCAGCAACAUCGUUGACGGUCUGAACUCUCUGGCGGACCACUUCUCAGAUCUCUCCCUGUCCCCCGAGACGCACAAACCCAGCAAAAGGCCGCCGCCCAACUACUUGUGCCACCUAUGCUUCAACAAAGGACACUACAUCAAAGACUGCCCUCAGGUGAGGCGUGUGUGUGAUKCUGCACAUCAGGCAGGAGCAGAUCCGCGAACAACCUAAU